Scleropages formosus (Asian bonytongue) is the source of this 9050-nucleotide messenger RNA. It is a transcript of the gene mtcl2, whose product is annotated as microtubule crosslinking factor 2. Bases 453 to 5846 code for a protein of 1797 amino acids. The record is from RefSeq and is a predicted model, not a curated record. Gene Ontology annotation, biological process: regulation of autophagy. NCBI's taxonomy places the organism in Eukaryota, Metazoa, Chordata, Actinopteri, Osteoglossiformes, Osteoglossidae. The transcript has 13 exons.
CACAGACUGUGGUGGCAGUGGCGAGCCGUGGGAAGGCGCCUCGGACCACAGAUCUUCCUCCACACGCACGAUCGUCACAGAGCCGCUGCGGCGGGGCGUGGAGAGGACGCGCGCACGGGUGCCCCUCGCGCACUGCUUUCCGCGGACGGACCCGCGAGGCGGACGCGCGCGCGAAGCGGACCUGGCGGACGAGCGCUCGGGGGGGGGGGUCAGAGAUUCGGGUGUUGAUCGCAGCCAGCUCGAGGCUCCCAAGUGCCGUGACACACGAGGAGCGCAGAUACUCUUUUCUUCUUUUCUUUUGUUGCGUGGUGAAAACGUGCUCUUCUUGCCGCGCCUUUGCUCCACCAGGCCAGCAAGAAAACUUGUGCCCCCGCGUGCUCCUUCCUUCUUCGCCGCGUUUCUUCGCUGUGUUUUCCCCCCGUUUCACUGUUGGCCUCAAAAAAGCGGAAUGAAUGACAAAGACAAAGGCUGAUGCGAGUCCGCCCGCUCACCUCGCCUCGUCCAAGGAAAGGAGACCGAGCCGGCACAAGAAGAAGAUGGAGCGGGACAGCGCCGAGCCGCAGCAGGAGCCGCAGGAGCCGCAGGAGCCCCAGGAGCCACAGGAGUCGCAGCCGGCGGCGCAGCCACUUCAGCCCGGCGAGAAGAAGAAGAUCAACCGAGCCCCUUCCCCGGCACGACCCAAGGAGGUGCCCGGCUGGUCCCUCGCCAAGAUCCGCGGCGGCAUCGGCGCUCCGACGCUCAGCGUGAAGCCGGGGGCCAUACACCUGGGCAGCAGGGCGUCCCGACGCAGCCCCGCGGGUGCCAAGGACGCGGCCAAGUCGGAGAAGGGGAAGCUGCCCGGGAAGAGCCUGCUCUCCGUGGUGGGCGCUUCGCCCAAGAUCGGCGGCAAGUCGACGAAAAGUGGCCGCAGGAAGGUGUCCGACGCGAGCAUCGGCUCCGACGACCUCAGCAAGGACUCGGGCUGCGCCGCCGGCAAGCUGUCGCCCACGGACAGCAGCUCGGAGCUCUCCGACUGUCCCUCGGAGGAGAACAAGCUGUCCACGGACGCGCUGAGCAGCGACACCGAGUCCAGCAGCCGGGGAGCGGGGACCGAAGGGGACGCCAGGGGCCCGGCGGAGCUCGGGAGCGGGCUCUCGGACCCGGCCGGCCGCGGGGAUCGACAGGACAAGACCCCCGCGGACAAGGACAGGCUCUCCGUGGGGGUGGACACCGGCGGGGAAGGGAGCGCGUCUCCCGGGGACGAGCGCUCCCUGGCCUCCUGCGACAGCAGGAUGCCCGUGAGCACCUCGCUGGCCUUCUCGGACCUCACCGAGGAGUUCGUGGACGGGAUGCACGAGGAGUUCGUCAGGGAGAUCGAGGAGCUCCGAUCAGAAAACGACUACUUGAAAGAUGAGAUGGAGGAGCUGCGUUCUGAGAUGCUGGAGAUGCGCGACAUGUACAUGGAGGAGGACGUGUACCAGCUGCAGGAGCUGCGGCAGCAGCUAGACCAGGCCAACAAGACGUGCCGCAUUCUGCAGUACCGCCUGCGCAAGGCCGAGCGCCGCAGCCUCCGCGUGGCCCAGACCGGACAGGUGGACGGGGAACUCAUCCGCACGCUGGAGCAAGAUGUCAAGGUGGCGAAGGAUGUGUCCAUACGCCUUCACAACGAGCUGGAGACCGUGGAAAAGAAGAGGUCCCGGCUGGAACAGGAGAACGAGGACCUGCACCAGAAGCUCCAGGAACUGGAGGUGGCCAAGCAGGUGCUACAGACCGAGAUGGAGAAGGCCAGAGAGAAUUCCCUGAAGAAGAGAGGACCUCGGCAGUCUAACAAACCAGACAAGAAACUAUCUCCUCAGGAAGACAGCUCGGACCUGAAGUGCCAGCUUCAUUUUGCUAAGGAGGAGUCAGCACUCAUGUGCAAGAAGCUGACCAAGAUGGCCAAGGACAAUGAAAGCAUGCGCGAAGAGCUAGCCAAGUACCGCUCCUUGUAUGGCGACCUGGACGCAUCCCUCUCUGUAGAGGAAGUGGCUGACUCUCCCCAUACCCGUGAGGCUGAGGUCAAGGUUCACCUGAAGCUGGUGGAGGAGGAGGCCAACCUGCUAAGCCGGCGUAUUGUGGAACUGGAGGUGGAGAAUCGGGGGCUACGGGCGGAGAUGGAUGAAAUGAAGUGCCAGGAGCUACCUGGAGGGGCAGGGCAUCUGGUGCUGGCUGGGGGUGGUGUGGUCAGUGAAAACAUGGUUGAGCUCCAGAGACACCUGCAGUUUGUUGAGGAGGAAGCAGACCUGCUACGGCGUUCCUUGCUGGAAAUGGAGGAGCAGAACAAGCUACUGAUGAAUGAGCUAAACCGCUACAAGUCAGAGCAGGAUCCAGAAGUGGACUCCAUGGCCCUGUCAGAAGACUCCUGCUCCGCGGUGAAUGAGGCCUCCCAGGAGGAAUUGCUAAAGGCCCGGCUUCAAAUUGGGGAGCUUAGUGGGAAGGUCAAGAAGCUCCAGUAUGAGAACCGAGUUCUGCUCUCCAACCUACAGCGCUGCGACCUCGCCUCUUACCACCACUCUCGUCUGGCCAUGGAGACAGAUGCUGAGGCUGGAGACUCCGCUGAAUGCGUGCCCUGCCAUCUUCGCCGUGAGGGGCCAGUUGGUGGUGAAAAUGAUGUCCCAGAGGAGCAAGAGAACAAGACAGCAGAAAGCGACAGGAGUGCAGGCAACACCCACAUAGAGACUGCCUUACAGUGCCUCAGGCUGAAGGACUAUGAAGCCCUCCUAGCUGUAAGGGACCAGGCCCAUCUAGUCAAUGCAGCCAUCCAGCUCCUGACCACAUCCAACUCCAACUGGCUGUCUUCUUCGCCCUACCGCAAGAUAUCUCCUAUUUCCUCUUGCCCCAAUGAUGCUGCAGAACAAGGGGGUUCAGAAAAGAGCCAGUCCUUGCCCUUGGAUCUGCCCCUGAUGGAGGCUCUCAACAGCCGCCUGGACACCCUGCAGACCCAGCUGCUCUCCUUUGUGGAGAGAGUGGAGACCCUGGGGAGCACAGACAGGCAGCAGGUGGAGGGCGCCUUGCCCCUACCUCAGAUGUCAGACAUUGGGAGUUGUGUGGCCACCGAGCUCUCCCAGCUCUGCACUCCAGAAGACCAGCCCAGGGAAAUCACAGAUGAACAUGAGCAGCCCGACUUUAGGGACCAAUCAGAGCAUCGGGUCAAAGGUCAGGAGGCAUACCUGACCAAAGCAGAGGAGAGCGACAACAAGGACAGUCAUGAGGACCGUGGGACAAAUGAGAAUGAAGGGAAGGAGACAGACACAGCAGAGCAGCAGGAGCAGGUUGACAAGCUGCAAGCCCUGCUGUCUGAGGCCAGGGAGACAGCUCGGGGAGUCCAGGAGCAGCUGUCCCAGGAGAGACAGGCACGCAGGGAGGACACCCAGAACCACUCCCAAAAACUCGCACAGCUGCAGGAGGAGCACCAGAAGGCCUUAUUGCGGCGAGACUUCCAGCUGCAGAGCCUGAGCCUGCAGACGCGAUUACAACAGAAGUUUUGGAGCCAAGAGAAAAACUUGAUGGUGCAGGAGUCCCAACAGCUGAAGCAGAGCCUGCUGUUGAUCAGCCUCAAGCUGCGCUGGUUCCUCAAGCAGUGGCGUCUGGGCAAGAAGCUGGAGGGAGAAGGGAAGGAUAUCCUUGAGGUGAACAAUGUAAAGGACCUGUACCUGCUGCUGGAGGAGGAGGGUUUGGCUUCCCACCAAGGAGAUAACAAGACUACCACGGCUGAGGAGCAGUCUAGCCCGGGGCCAAAGGACUUGUGCCAGCUGGAGAAGUCCAUUAAGCAGUCUAGUGGUCUGAGCACCACCCUUGCGGAUCUGAAGGGUGCUUUGCAGGACCUGAGCACAGAACUGCGUGAAGAGCGCCAGGGGUCUCAGGAGCUCACCCAGCAAUUUGCCAGGGCAAAGGCCUCCUGGGAGGUGGAGAGGACGGAGCUCAAGAGUCUCAUCACACAGUUGGAAUGCAAGGGAGGAAAAGCAAGCUUAGCAUCAGAAAAGGAGGUGCCGGACUUGAAAGCCGCACUGAAGAGGGAGAGAGAGGAGCAUCAGCACCUCCUGGCCGACUCCUAUGCUGCCGUCAUGGACCUCACAAAGCAGCUGCAGAUCAGCGAGCGCAACUGGAGCCGUGAGAAACUGGAGCUGCUAGAGCGGUUCAACCAGGAGCACACUCAGUGGGAACAACGUCUGCGUGAUGCCCAGAGCAAGAGCAACCAGUUACCGCAAGACAGAAUAUCAGAAACAGAAAAUUUGUCAGACUCUGAUGCAAACAGAACAAGCAUACAGAGGGACAGUCUUCUAGGUACCUUCCCAUUUGUCCCAAGAAGGGAAGUAGAUGGGACCAAUGGCAAGGGCAGAAAGGGACAACCAGGUGGCUUCCCCAAUUUCCUCAUGCAAACUGACAUGAGUGACCUCAACAAGAAGAACUGGAAGUACUUAACUAAUGAGACAGCACUUCUGGAAAAAGGUGAUCCUUUCAAGACCUGGGAUUGCCCAACCAUGGCCAGCAGUUUCCCUGGCUUGGACUUAAACCAUGAGUGUAUCCAGAGGAGCUACACAGCCCCCGACAAGACUGGGAUCCGUAUUUAUUACAGCCCACCUGUGGUGCGCCGCAUGGAGAGGCAGAUGGCCAAGGAAUCCCAACAGGCUGAACCAACGAUCUCAUUCAACGGCAAUGGGCCUCAAGAAUCUGAGGAUAUAGAGGAACCCUCUUCUAGCACCUAUGAUAGGUGGCUGUGCAAGAUCUCCAAACAGCAGAGGGAGCUGCUGGAGAAUGGAUCUGCUGCUGUCCCCUCAGCAGGUAUUCCGUCACCUUUCCAUGAUCUCGAGAUCUCAGGCAACCUGAGUGAUGACAUGAAGGAGAUGACCAACUGCGUGCGCCAGGCCAUUCGGUCAAGCUCCCUAGAGAGGAAGUUCAAGGACACAGCUAGCCAGACAGUGGGCAUGGCCAGUGCAGGGACCCAAACAGCACAGUUUGUCAGCAUAGGACUCCAAACCGAGGGUCCUCGGGGGAGCAGUCUUCAGUCCAAGAGCUGGUCACCCCGCGUGUCUUCACUGGCAUCAUCUCGUUCCCGACAGAUCUCCACCUCCCUGGAGAAAGUGCAUAGUCGUAUUGAGAGGCCUUGCUGCUCACCAAAGUAUGGCUCUCCAAAACUCCAGCGCAGGGUGUCUGCCUCUUCGUCUAAACUGGAUAGCUCCAAGGAACGAAGCCUUUGGAACCUCCACCAUCGUGGACAAAAUGGCUCUGCUUGGGCUCGCUCCACCACCACCCGUGACAGCCCAGUGCUUAGUGGCCUUAAUGAUGGCCUCUCAAGCCUCUUCAGUGUAGUGGAGCACUCAAACAGUGUGGAGUCUCUGUGGAAAGUCGAUGUUGGCAACACUCCUGGCAUCAAGGCUGCUGGUAAACCCAGUGGCGAGGCAGGAAUCCAUAGAUAUGGCAUUGUCCAAGAGUUCUUUCGUAAUGUGUGUGGCCGGGCACAAACCCCCAUGCCUCCCAGCGUAGAUCGGCAACAUAAGGACAGCAGCACAACUGAUGAAGCAAAACCCGAGUGUCCUGCCACUGCUGCUUUGGCUGGAAAUGACAGUGUGACCAAGAUUGUCAACAAGAGAUUCAUGAAGCAAAGCCAGAGAGACGAACAGGGCCAAAGCAGCAAGGAGCUCAGCGCAAAAGAAAUGAGCAUGAGUUCCAGUGCACUGGAGCAGGACGGAGCCUGUGACUGCACCUCCCAGUCUCUAACCUCCUGCUUUGCACGACCCUCUCGCUCUGCAAUACGCCACUCACACAUCCACUGCAAGCUGAGGUCAAUGGAUUCCACAGAUGAGAAAGGAGACCCCACGCAGGAGUGAAAAGUGGAAAUGCAGCCAAUCACACUGCCAUAUACACAAAUGGAACUGCAAAGCUCUGUUGGAUUACCGAGUUAGUCUUCAGAACCCCUUUUGAGGGUAACGUGGUGUGGAACAGAGUCAAAGAGCAGAUUUUAAUGCCAAGGAAGAGGAGCACAUCCUCUCAAACUUCACCAGGACCACCAUGGACUACCAGCAGAGAGUAACAAAACCUGAUCAAAAAUUACAGGGAACAGGAGUUACAGUAUUUAGUCCAUUGUAACAUUAAACUCAUUUGCACGGGACGGGGGGGUGAUCAGUGGCCAUCCUGUUCUAUAGCACUCCAUUACCCCAAACCAGUCCAUCAGAAACAGAAAUAUGUGUCAACGCAACAGAAGGUGGCUCUUCCUCUUUUUAGAUGUUAGCAAAUUCUGGAUAAAUCUACCAUUGCGUGAUUAUCUCUGUUUGCAAGUAAGAAGGAACUUCUCGAGAGCCCCUCACAUGUGCCUGUUAGGGAGGGCUUAUUCCAGUCCUAUUCAGCCCCAUUCAACUCUAAGGUGAUAGACAGGAGUGAAAAAUUCCAAGGACCACACAUCCACCACCUGGCUCAGACUGCCCCUGGCCUCUCUAACACCCACUGCCAUAUAAACCAUUUGUUAAGAUAGAAUUCUUACAAAAAAACAUACUUCUAUGAAGUAUUUAGCAUACUGUCCAUGACCAGAUAUUAGCAGAAUGGCUGGACUCAGAUACGAGGUUACACUGUAGACAUUGUACUUGAAAGAGGGGUCUUGAGUUUUCGCAUGCAAAAAGAAAUAUGUGUUGCUGUAGUGGUUAGGACACUGUACACAGGAUUUCAGUUACUUUCCUAGAAAUGUAGGUGUCAGGCUAUGCACAGCUGCAGUAGUAAAAUCCAGGUGUAAACAUUACUCCUGGCAAGGAUAUAUGAAUCACUUUCAAUGAAAGAGCCAACCAAAUAACACAAUAACACAAUAACACAAGUUUCAUGACCACUGUUUCGUUACUUUUGGACUGAUCCAAAUCACUAGCCACAUUUUAGAUACCACAGCAUUUAAAAUUUUAACACUAUCCCACGUUUUCGUAAUACAUCAUAUGUAUUCCAUAUCUUAAUAAUAGGCUAGGAAGCAAAAUCAUAUGGACAUAUAACAUCCUGAGCAAAGACGGAAACUGAAAGGGUGUCCAGUUACUUUGUAGAUCAGUCUAAAAUAAAGGCUCAAUGAAAAGGGUAACACUAUUAAGCAUUAUGAUUUUAUAAUAUUCUUUAUCAUAACAUACUCUGUCUGCAAUUUCUUUUUCAUUUUGAGAGUACUUAAAAUUUAAAUGCAAAUAUUUAUGUUCUUUUGAUAACAAGGGAUUUAUUUUUUAUUUAAAUUAUUUUUCAAAGACAUUUGUAUCUGUAUCUUCAGUCUCAAUGGUGCUGGACAAAACAUUACAGGUUUUCAUUACAAAUUAAGUGCAUUUAUAAAAUGUAAUUACUUUUUUAAAGUCUUUAAGCUGUCAAUGUUUGGCAUGCAGCUCUACAUAAAUGCUAUGGAUUUCAACAUGUCGUGGCCGAUGCCUUAAACAAAAUAAUUUUGUCUCUGCCACAGCAUCAGGUUUCACUGCUGCCUGUGAAUUUCCCUCUUCUGCAGCAUUGUACUCUUCAAAUCACAUAUUGUUCACUGAAUGUCCUUUUACAGUUUUUCCAACAUCUGAAAUGCAUAUGUUGUUUUGGGUUUAAUAGGAGAAAAUGACUCAUAUCUUUAAGUAGGGCAUUAGAUAGACUGAUUCCCUUUUGGUAAGGCUGUGGUCAGAUUUAAAGAUUACACUGAGAGCAGACAUAUAUUUAAACAUAGUCUAAUUGUACUUCUUUCCUGCCUUUAAAGCUGCUGUCUCCCUAAUGGCUACCUCUUUACUCCUAUACCUUGCUAAAUACAGGCAACCACGGGGAUUGCCACAUCUGUCUCCAUUAGUUAGAGAAAACAAAAGGUAAAACCUGGGGGUGAUGCCAGUGCCUUUUAUAGAGACUUGUUUUGGUAGUAAAGUUGUUUUUAAUUACUGUCCGAACCAGAAGCCCGAACCUGACCACAGAUAAAACAAUCUGAGCCGAGACAGAAUUGAGCCUAACUACAGAUGGACCUGAAUCUGACCAGAUUAAAGACGACAGACACUCUAGUGUAUUACAGUUGAUUCGUAGACUUCCUCCUCCUCUCUGAAUUCAGGGGCACCAUGAAAGCAACAAAGUAAAAGCAACACAAAAUGCUAAUUUCAAAUCCAAAUACUUUCCAAAACUAAUACCUUCUGAAUGAAUAUUCCCUUCAUACAAUAUUUUCUUUGAUUUGGGGAAAUGAAUAAUGAAUAAAGUCUUACUGUAAAUACUUUAGUUUUAAUAUUAGUAUUAUUAUACAACAGCUUUAAUGAGCUGUCAGUACAUUUGAGGAUUAUAUAUGUCUUUUUUCAUAGCUAGACAUUGAUUUGUACAAAGGCCAUUCCAUCAGAGGAGUUGCCUUUUAGCCAGAUUUAGGAUUUCUCUGCUUUGUUAAGGUAACAGCUCCAACACCACUCUACAGCAUUCCCCACUUAGCUCACAUUCAGGAAACCAAUGCUCCGUACAACCUGGCCAAAACAAAGCUUACUGGAAUUGGGCAGCAUAAAAUGUUUACACAGAAAGAAACAAUGUGACCAUGGCAAGGUAUUAGCCAGUCUCCACAAGACCUUACAAAUUCCACAUUGCUCCCAUGUUGAUUUAAGUGCUCUCUGUGGCCCUAAAUAGUUUAGAUGUCCACAAAAACAUCAGUGUGUAGCAAUAUGGAAAUGCAUUAUUCUUAGAUAAAACUUUGUACUAUUUGCUAAAUUACCGCACAACUGCCUGUACAUUUGUUUCCCAUUUUUAAUACACUGAUGCUACAAAAGAAAAAUGUACCCUUCAUUACAUUGUAAUUUGAAACGUAAAAAACACAUUAUUUAUACUCUUUCUAUCCUUGCAUAGUAAAAAGAUGAAUGUCUAAUGAGUUUGAGCCUUGUUCACUGUUGAGGAAGUAAAUGACUCUUUCCCUUUAUCGUUAGAUGCAACCAUUUCUGUAAAUAUCGAUUUGAAAAAGAACAAGAAAAAAUGUACUAGAAUUUCUUUUUGGAUUAUGUGUUAGGGAAAAGGUCUUUCUGAACGUGAAAGUUCAAAUAUCAUUGCUUAUUGUUUGUCAUGGUUCACAAAUAAAUGUUUGUUGAAAACAG